Messenger RNA from Syngnathus acus (greater pipefish), 1458 nucleotides. RefSeq names its product SH3 domain binding glutamate-rich protein (gene sh3bgr). Gene Ontology annotation, cellular component: cytoplasm. The transcript is spliced from 11 exons. The coding region runs from base 123 to 794 and encodes 223 amino acids. The record is from RefSeq and is a predicted model, not a curated record. NCBI's taxonomy places the organism in Eukaryota, Metazoa, Chordata, Actinopteri, Syngnathiformes, Syngnathidae.
CGUGCAAUUUCGUGCGUGUGACCGUGCGUGUCGCGCUGCCACUUCUAAUAAUAGAGGAGGGAGGCUACCUUCUCCUUUGAGAGCCUACUUGUUGCUUACGCUAAUAAGAAAAUAGCAACAUUAUGGUUAUCAAAGUGUUCCUCGCCACCUCAUCAGGAUCCACGGCGAUCAAGAAGAAGCAACAAGAUGUGGUGGGAUUCCUGGAAGCACUGAAGGUGGACUACACUCAGCUGGACAUUGCCUGCAACGAGGAGAACCGCAAAUGGAUGAGGCAGAAUGUACCAGAGGAGAAGAAACCCUCAAAUGGCAUCCCAUUGCCCCCUCAGAUCUUCAAUGAAGAAAGCUACUGUGGGGACUAUGAAACAUUCUUUGAUGCCAAGGAAGACAACUCUGUUUAUGCCUUCCUGGGGUUGGCCCCUCCUCCAGGUUCAAAGGAAGCACUUCAGGCUGACAAGGAGGAACACAUUUUGGAGAAUGGUACUCACACUGACGACACCAAUGAAGAGGGAACCCAAAAUGACUCAAUAGAAGUUCCAGAGGUAGAUCGUAACGGGGACGCACAUGGAGACGAGGAGGAGACGCAGGAAGGAGAAGGUUGCGAGGAGGAAGAUAUAGCAGAGCCUGAGGAAAAUGAAGUCACGGAAGGAGGAGAAGCUGAAGAACCCGAAGAUACAGGUCAUGCAGAGGAAGACGAAGAACAGGAGGAGGAGGAGCUACGACAGCUUGAGGAGGAAGAAGAGCCUGACGUAGAAGAGGAAGAAGAAGAAGAAACACAGGAAGAAGAGGCUGAAUAGUUGAGGGAAGGAAACAACAUACUGACGCCCUCCCAUUUUAGCCUGAAGGAGCAUCCUGUGACAUCUGUCCCUGACCCCUGACCAUUGACCACUUCGACUCCUUUAGGCAGCGUCUCAACUCUUCCCCCAAGGCAGCGCUGCACCCGCCUUGGAAAAAAAACAGAAAACACAAAACACUGGUCAUGUGCUUGAAGUUGUCAAGUGAAAAGUCAUCAUCGCCUUUUCUUUUGACCACAACAAUGGAUUGAAUUUUUAUAUUUCACAUUUCGACACUUACUGUUGGCCUAACAAAUAUGUGCAGUGUAGCAUAGUGCUGCAAAUUAUGUCUUUAAUGCUACUUUGACAAACAUUUUAUAUGUUUACAUGUAAAGACAAAAAUUCACACUGGUAUACAUUUUCUUGUUAUCUCAAGUUCUGUUUAGGGAUUUAGACUUUCUCCCGCGACUUAUUUUAUUUUUCAGUUUUACCAACACAACACACAGCUACAUGGAUACUACACACUAAGAUUUCUAAUGAGGAAGCCAUGAGCACAUGCUGAAAGACUACAAGCUACUCCGCCACUUCAAUGACCACUGUUGUCGGAAACAAUGCACUUUGUUAAAAACCAAUAUGUGACUAAGACAUGAAUGCGAUGCAACUGCAAUAAAGUGGUUUGAAAAAACAU